Molecule: messenger RNA, 3413 nt
Organism: Arabidopsis lyrata subsp. lyrata
Lineage: Eukaryota; Viridiplantae; Streptophyta; Magnoliopsida; Brassicales; Brassicaceae
Exons: 2
Coding region: 343-2148 (601 amino acids)
Source: RefSeq, a predicted model, not a curated record
UCUGUGGAGAACAAAAAAUCCCCUUUUCACUUAGGGUUUAUGAGAGAUUGGAAGCGUUUGAAGCUAGAGAAGACGAAUCCGGUGACAUUGUUGGUUGAAAUCGAGAUAGAAGACGAAGUCGCGUUUCGAUUCUCGUUCCAAUGAGGUACAUUUAUGCUUGCGGUUUGAUUUGGUAACUUUAUUUGGUAACUUUGUAGGAUUUAUUUCGACAACAAGUUGUGGUUUUUACUGGGUCUGAGCAUGUGGGCAAGUGGGGAUGUUGUCGGGAACUUUUUAGGGUUGAUUUGGAGAUUUCUUUAAGUCAAGAGAAGAAAAAAUUGUGUUCACACUCUUCUUCUCAAAAUGAUAGACUUGUCGAGUUUGUGUCGGCUUAUGUUUGUCUUUAUUCACAUUGUUUAUGUCUUAAAAUGGCCUCUUUUCACAUUGAUAAAUCCGUUUGUGUUUUUUUUUUUUUUUUGGUAUUUUGAUAGUCAGAAGAUUACGGUGAAGGUGAAAUGUCAUCAUCCUGGCUGCUUCAAGACAGAGGGUGGAGUGUUAAGCUACGGUGAUGGAAUAGUUGAUGUCUUAGAGGUGGAUUCUUUGACAAUCUUUGAAGAUGUUGUCAUGUAUUUGGUUGCAAAAGACAAUAAUAACGUUGGGAGGAUGUGGUACAAGCUACCUUACGAGGACAUGUCAGACAGGAUCCCUCUGUGGGAGAAUGUUGAGGAGAAUAAGAAGAAGUUGGUUGCUAAAGCACGCUGGAUGGGAGAGGUUGACAUAUACUUUGAGAAGCCAAUUCAAUAUUCAAUAAAUGAAGAAGUCACAGAAGCUGCCAAUAAGGAAGCCAGAGACACAGCAACUGCUUCAAAGAAAGCCUCAAAAGUAGCUGGUGUGAAGGUCAAGAAAAAGAGAAAAGUAGUUACCAAAGAGAUUGUGUGUGAAGAUGAAGACAGUGAUGGUCAGAAAUCAGAUGCAGGGUUGUCUGAAUCAUCAGACUCAGAUAUGGAGGCUGACAUUGCUGAGGAAGAGGCUGUGAAUGUUGAGGAGGAAGAGAUUGCAGUGUUUAACAGUCACAAUUAUGAGGAACAGAUUCCAGAUGAAGACGAAGUCUAUCCUGCAACAGAUGAUGAAUCUGGUGAUGAGGAAGCACAAGCAGAGAGGUUGGUUAAGAGGGGUUUACCAGAUGGUGUCUUCAGUUUAAGGCAGGUGUUCUGUAGUGGGAUUGACUUUAAGAAGAAUGUGGUCAAAUAUGUUUUGAAAACCAGAAGGAAUGUUUUUUAUGAUAGAUGGGAAAAGGAGAGACUUGGUGCUAGAUGUAAAGGAAAAGGAUGUAGCUGGAAAGUUUAUUGUGCUGUGGAGAACCCGAUUGGCAAGUGGAUGGUGAAGACCUAUUUUCCUGACCAUCAAUGUCAUCCAACAGGAAGGUGUGAGAUUAUAAAGACCCCUGUUAUUGCUAAUUUAUUCCUUGAAGACAUUAGGAGAGAUCCAGCGAUGAGUGGUCCAGAGAUAAAAGAUGAGAUGAAGAGGCAGUACAACAUUAUUAUCUCACCAAACCAGGCUAAAGUUGCAAGAAGACGUGUAUUUGAUAAGCUACAGGCUGAAUGUGAUAACCAGUUUGCAAGGUUAAGAGAUUAUGAGCAGCAACUACUUGAGUCCAAUUUGCAUACUACAGUAGAGAUUAAUACAACAACAAGAGCUGAUGGCAGUGAAGCAUUUCAUCAAAUGUACAUCUGUUUUGAGGCGUUGAGGACUGCUUGGAAGCAGAAUUGCAGACCAAUCAUUGGUCUAGAUCGUACAUUUUUAAAGAACUCGAUGAAAGGGAUGAUGCUUACUGUUGUUGGAAGGGAUCCUAAUAAUCAGAUAUUUCCAAUAGCAUGGGCAGUGGUGGAUUGUGAGAACAAUCCAAAUUGGGAAUGGUUUGUUGGCAAGUUGAAGAGAGAUUUGGGCUUGGGGUUAGGUGAGAACAUCACUCUCAUUUCUGACAUGCAUAGAGGCUUGAUUCAUGGGAUUUCUACUGAGUUACCAAUGGCAGAGCAUCGAGCUUGUGCUAGGCAUAUCUACUCGAACUUGAAGAAAAAUCACAAGGCUGACAUGUUGAAGCCUUUGUUCUUGCAAGCAGUUACAACAGUGGUGAUUAUAAGGAAGAUUUGGCAUUUUCAAGGAGUUUGAUGCACAUGCUUGUCAGGCUCUACUUCAAAAGGAUCCAACUACAUGGUGUAGGGCGUUCUUUAGGGUUGGUUGUUGUUGUGCUGAUACACACAACAAUCAUACAGAGUCAUAUAAUAGAACUUUGAAGAUUGCAAAGAGAAAGCCGCUUGUCCAGAUGUUAGAACUAAUAAGAAGAGAUGCAAUGCAAAGAGUAGCCAACAGGUCCACUAUUGCUGAAAAAGAAACUGCAAAGUACACCAACAAAGCAAGGACAGAGGUACAGAAAUCAUGUGAAGGAGCUCAAUAUUGCGCAAUGGUUAGAACCACUGGCGGGGAGUAUGAGAUUGUUGAGUUUGGAAUGGGAUAUGCAGUUAGCUUGAGUGAUCGUACUUGUGCAUGUAGGAUGUGGGAUUUGACUGGUAUUCCAUGUCGUCAUGCUGUAUGUGCAAUCAGGGAAAUGAAUUUUGAAGUGGAAGACUACAUCUCAGACUAUUACUUGACUGCAAAAUGGCAAAAGACAUAUAGAAGAUGUUUGAAACCUGUGAAUGGAUCAAAAUUCUGGCCAGAUUCAGGAAGACCAAGGAUUGCAGCACCACCUUUCAAGCAUCCUGCUGGGAGACCAAAGGGUAAAGCAAGGAUCAAGGGUUUAAAUGAAUCACCACGCAAAAAGAAAUCUGAAACAAAAGUUGGUCGGGAAGGAAGAAUAGUGCAUAAGAAAGUGUCCUCAUGAGGUAUAUAUGAAAUUUUAUUGUCUCAUUGUCAUCUGCCUACACUCAAACUCUGUUUGCGUUUGAUUUUGGUCAUUUCUCUUUCAAUAGUCUCCAGAGAGCAGGGCAAAGAGACUGCAACAAAACAAUGUCCCUCAAUUGGAAGCUCAAGAUCAAGCUGAAAUGGAAGCUGCUUUUGCAGCAAUGGAACAGGCACCUCCUGAGACUCAACCUGAAGUGCAAGAUGUUUCUUCAUCCGAACCUCAGAUUAGCUUUAUCAAUAGGGUACUAUUUGGAUGAGUGGAUGGUAUGUAGAGGGUGUAGAAAUUUUUUGUUCAUGUGAUUUGGUCAUGUAUUUGAUCAUGUCUUACACUUAAUCGGCUUGUUUUGGUCAUGUCUUAGGUGAUGUUAACUUGUUUUGGUAUUGUGUUUUGGUCUUGUAUUUGGUGAUGUUAACACUUAAUCGGCUUGUUUUGGUCAUGUCUUAGGUGAUGUUAACUUGCUUUGGUAUUGUGUUUUGGUCUUGUAUUUGGUGAUGUUAACUCUUAAUCAGCUUGGUUUUGGACACAUUUUAGUUUA